AUGCACAAAAGGACAAAGUAUAAGGAGAGAAAAUCCUCAAGAAAGAAAAAGAGACUAAACACACACAGAAAAGAUCAAAAUUAAUUAAAUUUUCUAGAUGGCCGGUUCAGGUUCGUAUUCCUAUGUCUACGAUGUGUUCAUCAGCUUUAGAGGGGAGGAUACUCGGCUAGGGUUUACUGGAUUUCUGUACAAGACUCUAUCUGAAAAGGGAUUCCACACCUUCAUUGACCACCACGCUGACGCGGGAAGAGGAACAACGAAGACACUUGUAGAUGCAAUUGAAGAGUCCAGGAUUGGGAUUGUUGUUUUUUCUGAGAACUAUGCUUCCUCCACAUGGUGUCUGGAUGAACUUGCGUACAUUAUUGACUCCUUUUCCAAUAAGAAAAACUUCCGUCGAUCUGUUUUCCCAGUAUUUUACAACGUAGAUCCUUCUCACGUGCGACAUCAGAGUGGGAUUUAUGGACAGGCACUUGACUCGCACCAGAAGAACAACAACUUCAAUUCAGAGAAAUUGAACAAAUGGAAGAACGCUCUCAAACAAGCAGCUAAUUUGUCCGGUUUCCAUUUUAAACAUGGGGAUGGAUAUGAAUAUGAAUUAAUUGACAAGAUUGUAGACUUGGUCUCCACCAAAAUUGAUUCCACCCCUUAUUUACGUGUUGUGGAUCACCCAAUUGGUCUCAAUUAUCGAGUGUUAGAACUAAACUGGCUUCUCAAUCAUAAUACUCAUGCUGCUACUGCCACCGUUGGAUCCCAUGGACUCAAACUGCUCGGUAUCUACGGUAUGGGUGGAAUAGGGAAAACAACCCUUGCUCGAGCUGUAUUCAAUUUCAUUUCCCCCCAAUUUGAUGCCUUUUGUUUCCUCGAAGAUGUCAGAGAAAAUUCAGCAAACCACGGCUUAGUACAUCUUCAACAAACUCUUCUCGCCACCUUAGCUGGACAGAAGAAGAAGAAGAAAGACUUCCAAUUAGCAAGCAUCAGUGAAGGACUUCUGCUAUUAAAGAAUAUGCUCCACCGCAAGAAGGUCCUUUUGGUUCUUGAUGACGUUAACAGCUCAGAUCAGUUGCAAGCUACUCUUGGAAGAGGCCUCGACACUUUUGGUUAUGGAACCACCAUCAUCAUUACUACCCGGGACAAACACUUCCUAACAACUCACGGGGUUCAUACGACAUACAAGGUAGAGGAGUUGACCAAGGAUGAGUCCCUCGAGUUGCUUUCUUGGAAUGCUUUCAAGACCAACAAAAUUUAUCCAGAUUAUAUCGACCUGUUAAACCGCGUAACAACUUGCGCAUCUGGCCUUCCUUUGGCUUUGGAGGUUAUAGGCUCAUACCUGCAUGGGAAAGGAGUAAAAGAAUGGGAAUCUGCAUUAGACUCCUAUGAAAAGAUUCCUUCUAAAGAUAUCCAAACCAUACUUAAGCAAACCUACAAUGCUUUGGAUGGAGAUCUCAGGCAACUUUUUCUCGACAUCGCAUGUUUCUUCAAAGGAUACGAACUCUCAGAGGUUGAAUACCUACUCAGUGCUCACCACGGUUACUGCUUCAAACCCCACCGUUUCAGAUUCUUGCUGGAAACAUCUCUCAUCAAGAUUGACGAGCACAAUCAUGUGAAAAUGCAUGACUUGAUACGGGACAUGGCCAGAGAAAUCGUGAGGCAGGAAUCACCCGACCACCCCGGCAAACGCAGCAGGCUAUGGCUUACUACGGAUAUCGUCGAAGUUUUAGAAAAAAACACGGGAACAAGUGAAAUUCAAACCAUCGUUCUGGAUUUCCCCAGAUAUGAAAAAAUGGUACGGUGGGACGGAAAAGCCUUCCAGAAGAUGACAGGCCUCCAGACACUUAUUAUUAGAAGUCUGUGUUUUGCUGAAGGUCCGAAGAAUCUUCCAAAUAGUUUAAGAGUGCUGGAGUGGUGGGGAUAUCCUUCACAGUCUUUGCCUUCUUAUUUUUACCCCAAGAAAUUAGCUGUUCUGAAGUUACCGCACAGUUCCUUUAUGUCACUGGAGCUGUCCAAGUCAAAGAAGUUCGUAAAUAUGACACUUUUGAAUUUUGAUGAAUGUAAAAUUAUAACACAUAUACCUGAUGUAUCUGGUGCCCCAAACUUAGAAAGGCUGUCUCUUGAUUCUUGUGAGAAUUUAGUUGAAAUUCACGACUCUGUUGGAUUCUUGGAUAAACUUGAAAUUCUGAAUCUUGGGAGUUGCGCAAAGCUUCGGAAUUUGCCACCCAUCCAUUUGACCUCUCUCCAACACCUCAAUCUUUCACAUUGUUCAAGUCUUGUGAGUUUUCCUGAGAUAUUAGGAAAUAUGAAAAAUAUUACAAGUCUUUCUUUGGAGUACACUGCCAUAAGGGAAUUUCCAUAUUCAAUCGGAAAUCUUCCCCGACUUAAAAGUUUAGAACUGCACGGAUGUGGAAAUCUUCUGUUACCAAGUAGCAUUAUUCUAUUGUCAGAACUUGAGGAGUUGAGUAUUUGGCAAUGUGAAGGGUUGAAAUCAUAUAAGCAAGACAAAGGUCCAGAAAAAGUUGGUUCAACAGUGUCUUCAAACGUGAAGUAUAUUGAGUUCUUUUCUUGCAAUAUAUCGGACGACUUCAUUCGAAUAGGUCUUUCUUGGUUUUCAAAUGUGGUAGAAUUGAACCUUUCAGCAAACACUUUCACAGUUCUUCCAACAUGCAUCAAAGAAUGCCGCUUUUUGACGAUACUUAUACUAGAUUACUGCAGGCAACUUCGAGAAAUCAGAGGAAUUCCACCAAAUUUAGAAAUAUUCUCUGCAAUACGAUGCACAUCCUUGAACGAUUUAGACCUCACGAAUCUUCUUGUGUCCACCAAAGUCUGUUGUCCUUUGAGAGAGCUUGUUUUGGAUGACUGUGAAAGUCUUCAAGAAAUUAGAGGGAUUCCACCCAGCAUAGAACUUUUGUCCGCAAGAAACUGCAGAUCCUUGACUAUCUCGUGCAGAAGAAUGUUACUGAUUCAGGAGUUGCACGAGGCUGGAAAUAAGAGCUUUUGUUUGCCCGGAACACAAAUGCCGGAUUGGUUUGAGCACCGUAGCAAAGGACAUUCGAUUUCUUUCUGGUUUCGUGGCAAGUUCCCUGCACUAUCUCUCUGUUUUGUUGGACUCAUGCAUAAAAUCCCUACCGGGUUCAGACCCAUUGUGAUCAUCAAUGGCAAUAUAAUGAAAACAAUGUUGCCAGCUGAAAAAUGGUUUGAUUUUGAGUUCCCAGUGUUAACUGAUCAUAUAUUUAUUGUUGGUGAAAGACACAUAAAAUUUGAAGAUAAUAUGGAUGAAGUACUUUCAGAAAAUGAAUGGAAUCAUGCGGUGAUUUCUAUUGAUAUUGAUUUUAAAUGGAGCUCAAGUGGACUGUUUGCUGCGUGGAUUGGACUCCAUGUGAUCAAACAAAAAUGCAGCAUGGACAGAAUUCAAUUCACCAAUCCUUGCAACUGCUGAAAGAAAAGCAUUUACUGGGGAACACAGUAGAUUCUCAGAGACUAUUGGAUCGGCUGCAAAAAUAAACGACUUCAUUUUAUAUAUUGCAACCAUAUUUAAAACAGGGAUGAUAGUGUCUUUCACCGCCACCACUUCUAUCAUUAUAUGGUAAUGUGAAUUUGGAUUCGAAUUUGAUAUGAGUAGCAUUACUGAUGUCUUUGGUAAUUUGCUUGUGCCUUCUCUCUCUCUCUCUCUCUCUUUCAGUUCUCUGUUUGUCUGUCUGCAAUCUGCAUUGUUUUAUACUUAAAGGGAGACAAUGGUGCAAUGGCUGAAGUUGUGGAAUUAGCUUCUUGCAAAUGUAUGGUAGGGAAGGCUGUCUGUAAUUGCAAUAGAUCCUUAAUGGUUGCAACUCUUCCAUGGAUCCCGCUAUUUUCAUUAAGCUUGAGAUUUUUCGUUUAGUUGUUUUGAAUACUGGUAAUUAAAAAGGUGAGAUGUGCGUUUCAGAUUUGAAGACCAACCAUGGCUUCUUUGUUGUAUGCCUUGAGAUUUGGCCACAGGAAGAAAGGGCGCACUGUAAGACCCAAGUGUGGAAAUAGCAACUUCUGCAAGUACAACAAAGGAAUAGUUAAUAGCCCACUUGAUCUUCGUCAAAGGGACAAAUAGAAGCAAAAGUGGUGACCACGUUAAUUUUACAAGUGUUGAUUGAUUGCAAAGGAGAGAGUGAAGUGCAAUUGAACGUUUGGGUUGAUAAGAACAUGAUGUAAAUAGAAUGCAGUUACUGUUCUUAACCGUCCGAUUUUGAAUCAACAACCAAGAUCUAUUAACUGUGUUAUAACUGAUGUGUAUUUCUACAACAGCAAAUUCAAAUCCACCGAGAAUAUGUAUAUGAAGAGGCUUUAUAGUUCUUCAUGGAUGUAAAUAAUGCAUGCACUGCUUUGAAUUUGUAAAUCAAUAAGCCUUUUGCAGAAGAGGUGUAACUUCUUUCCAUAAUGCCUCCAACUCUGUUUCCUUUUUACUAAUGACAAGAAAAUGUAUGAAAAGGUUAUUUAUAAUAUAUAGUUUGGCCCUAGUCUUUGAACUUCAUAA
Molecule: messenger RNA, 4495 nt
Organism: Medicago truncatula (barrel medic)
Lineage: Eukaryota; Viridiplantae; Streptophyta; Magnoliopsida; Fabales; Fabaceae
Product: disease resistance protein RUN1
Exons: 5
Coding region: 98-3430 (1110 amino acids)
Biological process (GO): signal transduction; defense response
Molecular function (GO): ADP binding; ATP hydrolysis activity
Source: RefSeq, a predicted model, not a curated record